This is a messenger RNA of Notodromas monacha, 2398 nucleotides long. The record is from the annotation of a GenBank genome assembly. NCBI's taxonomy places the organism in Eukaryota, Metazoa, Arthropoda, Ostracoda, Podocopida, Cyprididae.
UUUCGAUUUUCGCAGGGAAAAGUCUGACGAUGUGUAAAUAUUACUGAGUUGAACCUGUGAAAGAAAUGUCUGAUGCCGGCGAUCUCAUGGCUUCCGAUAAAGUUGAUAAAAAUUCGGAGGCUGCUGGCGAGCAAAAUGAAUCUGAAGACCCUAAAGACGUAGUCAUGAAGGAAGAUGCUGUCGACCCCAACUCUGUCGCGGACAACGUUGAUUUGCCGCCGAAAGAAUCAGAAGCUGUUGAUGCUGAACCGGAUGAAGAAAAAGUUGCCCCAAAGUCUGAGAACGCUGAAGAAAAGUCAGCUGGUGAGGGAGAAUCUCCUUCACACGAUGCAAAUGCAGACGAAGAAAUGGCCUUCGAGGUUCUUGAUGAAGCCGUGGAACCUGGAACUCCUGCCCAAGAUCAAGAAGAAAGUGCAGAAUUGGAAAGUCCCGAGAAAACUGAAAAGGAAACUGCGAAAUCGGAAAGUCCUGAGAAAAAUGACGAAGAACCCGCAGAAGCGUCUCAACCCGAAGACGAUGUGACUAAUUUAUCUAUUGUGGAUGAAGUCGGUGGAGACGAUGAGCGGACUGAAGGGGAAAACAAGCAAGAGGAACCCGAAAAAACUGGUGCAGAUGCUUCGAAAUCUGAAACGGAGUCUAACAUUAAAGAAGAUAAUAAGAAGGCCCCGUCUUCUGCGUCUGCGGAAGCAUUGAGUUCAUUCGUGGGUCUAUUGAGCAAAUUGCAGAAGAUUCCGCCGAGUCCCAAGUCAAUUUUGAAGAAACCUGCUGCUUCUGCUGGAACGCCGAAUUCUUCCAAUGCAGAACCCAAGAAAAAAGCCAGACCUGCUCCGAAAUCCAUAAAGCUGGCUCGUGAGAAGAUGGCCCAAAGUGCUACUACCAACGAUGGGAAUGCACCCGCAGGAAAGGAACACACUUCGGAUGAAAUUGCAACUGGAGUUGUUCCGAAGAGUCCUUCCAACACUGCGGUUAUCCCAAGGAAUGGCAAAGGAUUUUGGAAUUUGUUGCGAUCUGCGGAGCUCUUGAAUCGCGCUUUGGAUUACGGAGUUGAAGGAGUGGUGUUGGCGGAACCGUACGAUGUGGUUAGGAGGCCCAACGACCCGAAGUCAACCAAGCCGGUCAUCAAAUGCCGGGGCAAACUUUCUUGCUCCAAGUCGGUUCGCAUCGCGAGGACCUGGCUCAACUCAGCCAAGGGAUCAGAAGGACGAAUGGUUGGGCUCUUCGGACCUUUCAAUAGAUACGGACGGGAUAUACGGAUGGAGAACAACUUCGAGAAGAAGGUUUAUGGUUGUCCGAAACAAUGCAAUGUGGGCUUGGGUAGACACGAGGAGCCGGGAGGACCUUACAUUUCUAUCGGUUACCCAGAGAUGCACGGAUUCCCUGAAGAAAGCAUUGAAGUUUACAAACAACGUCCUCCUGUUGCGCGGGUUUUGGAACAAACUGGAGCCGAACUUGAGCGACUCUCGGACUUGAUGGCCGUCUGUCUGGAGACGUUUUUUUCGUCGUUGCAACAGAUCGCUGACAAAUCGCCGGAAUUUGCGACGCAAUUGCACACCGUCGCACCACAGAUCGUCGAUCUACGUGACAUCAGUGCGCUUUUGUCGAACCGUGCUGUCGCAAACAUGGAUAUUCUGUGUUCCGGAAUGGAUGAUAUGACUGCGCGAAAAUAUUUGAUGGCUCCCCCGUCCCGAAUUUUGUUCCCGAAGCCGACUGGACCGAAUGCUCCGCGAGUCGUUCCCAAGAGGAAAUGGCAAGCACCACAUGAGCAAGGUUUCAAAAGGCGGCGGGACGGCGGUCCACCGGGCAACGUUGAGCCAUUCCGAAAUGCUGACAGGAGCAGCUACUCGAAUGAACACCAGGGGCAUGACAAUAGGAGGUAUCGCGAAAACUUCAAUCGGAAUCGUCAAGAUGCGUCGCAAAACUUCGAUCAACCUCGUCAAGAUUCUCCUCGAAACUUCAAUCGUCAGCAUCAAGAUUCUUUCCAAAAUUUCGAUCGUCAGCGUGGAGAAUCUUAUGAUCGACAACGUGGAGAUGGUGCUCCGAAUUUUGGCAACAUGCAAGAUGCACGUUCCGCUCUUCUAUCGACGCCUGAGGCCCCGACUCAAUUGAAGCAAAAGGAACUUCUUGCGCAAGUCGAAAACCUGAUCCGUUCCGCGGAGCGAAAAUUGAACAGUUAUGAUCCAUCGCCGAUGGAUAACAGACGAGUUUGAAAAUUGUCUAUUCGAAGAAAAAAAAAAAAAACGUUUAUCGGAUACUUUUUCGUUUACGUAUUUCUUUCAUGAUGUUCGUGGUGUGCUUGAGCAGUGAACCAAUGGUAAAUUUAAUUGUUACUUCUUCCGUUUCGUCUUGUGAGGUUAUGACCGGAUUAGCACAUAUUAAAGGAUUCUGUUCGUUCGUUUGA